This is a messenger RNA of Parastagonospora nodorum SN15, 1370 nucleotides long. RefSeq lists its product as hypothetical. Lineage: Eukaryota; Fungi; Ascomycota; Dothideomycetes; Pleosporales; Phaeosphaeriaceae. Gene Ontology annotation, cellular component: transcription factor TFIIE complex. The coding region runs from base 132 to 1370 and encodes 412 amino acids. The transcript is spliced from 2 exons. Gene Ontology annotation, biological process: transcription initiation at RNA polymerase II promoter; transcription open complex formation at RNA polymerase II promoter. The record is from RefSeq and is a predicted model, not a curated record.
UAGUACGGAGACUGCCGCAAGCGUGGAACUCAGUCCCCCACUCACCCUGACCACGGUCCUCGAGCAACAGCCGCCGGCGCAUAGAACAAAGCCACCGCUGCCUGCACGCGCACCCGCGAGCUUCACCCACCAUGAAGGACCCCAUCGAGACGGCCAAGCAGCUCGUGCGGACUGUAGUGCGCAUGUUCUACGAGAUCGAGCACGUCGUCGUCAUGGAUGCGCUCUGCUACCACGGCGCGCUGCCCGUCAACGACCUCGUCCUUGUUCUCGAAGCUGGCAAGAACACAAAGCACGUGGGCAAGAUUGUGGGAAAGCUCAAGGAGGCAGGCAUGUGUGCUGUAUACACGCAGCAAGUCAUGCGCGAGGGCGCAACGAAGCAGACCAGCCGCGAGUACUACUACAUAGACUACCGACGCGCCAUCGAUGCCUGCAAGUACAAGAUCCACAAGAUUGACGAGAUGGUCAAGAAAAAUGCGAAGCCCACUGCCGAGAAAGCUGAGCUCAAGUGCGCGCGCUGCCGCUCCCAAUACACAACCAUGGACGUCCUAAACAGCAUCGACCCGGAACCGUCAGCUGAAUCGAGCGGGUUCCUGUGCUUGAGGUGCGGUCAUCCACUGGACGAGAUCGAUGCUGGUGGUCAGGCCGAUGAUAUGGCGGACGAUACUCCCGCAAAGUUCAACAAGAUGUUUAGUCCGCUCUUGAACCUGAUGGCUGAGAUAGAUCAAAUGAAGAUUCCACACGUAGAGGGCAAGGACGCAGUUGAUGCGAAGAUUGACCUGCCGCGCGACAAGAACAUCGACCCUGGUACAAGACACGAAGUCGUCGAGACUGUUGUCGCGAGACCCACGGCUGUCAGGGGCAUAGACACUGGCCCAGAGAAGAUCAGCAUCCAGAUCAGCUCCACUGCUGAGCAGAACGAGAAGCAGCGCGCAGCUGAGAAGGCACGGAAAGCCAAGACUGACACGCAAAACCAGCUUCCGGAGUGGCACGUUCGCUCUACUGUGAUCAAAGAUGCAAACGGCACUACUACCACUGUCAAGGAAGAGUCAAACGGCACAGACUCGACGCUCAUCAAGACAGAAGCCCCUGAGGCUGCGGGCGCUGGUCCGAACCUGGACGACGUCUUUGCUCAAAUAGAGGCUGAACGAAGGAAAAACAACCAAGACGCGGAGGACGAUGACGACGACGAUGAUGACGAUGACGAGUUCGAAGAUGUCGCUGUAGGCACCCCAAGCACGGUUCCUGACGCAAAGCGCGUGAAGCUUGAAUCCUCGGCCGCACCCACACCUUCCAAUGCAGCGACGCCAGCGGCAUCAAACGGUGAAGGUGGAGAUGAGAGUGAAGAGGACGAGUUUGAGGAUGUGAAUUGA